Molecule: messenger RNA, 2142 nt
Organism: Sorex araneus (European shrew)
Lineage: Eukaryota; Metazoa; Chordata; Mammalia; Eulipotyphla; Soricidae
Gene: CAPN11
Product: calpain 11
Exons: 22
Biological process (GO): proteolysis
Cellular component (GO): cytoplasm
Molecular function (GO): calcium ion binding; calcium-dependent cysteine-type endopeptidase activity
Source: RefSeq, a predicted model, not a curated record
GGAACCAGGCUGGGCCAUGUGCAAGGCAAUCUCAACCUGGGCAUUGCAAGUCACGUGAACCAGAAUCGCCUCAAGGAGCAGGGAACGAACCAGUACUACACUGCCAUCAACUACAGAAAGCAAAAUUUUGAGGAGCUGCAGGCAGCCUGCCUGAAGAACAGGGUGCUCUUCAAGGACCCCGAGUUCCCUGCUGCUCCUACGUCGCUGGGCUUCAAGGAACUGGCCCCUGAUUCCAAACCUGUGCAGAACAUCUCCUGGAGGCGGCCCACUCAAAUCACAAAGAAUCCUCAAUUCAUUGUGGAUGGGAUCACCUCAACAGACAUCUGCCAGGGGGGUCUGGGGGACUGCUGGCUGCUGGCUGCCAUCGGCUCCCUGACCACAUACCCCAGACUGCUGUACCGUGUGGUGCCCAAGUCACAAAGCUUCAAGAAAAAUUAUGCUGGAAUCUUUCAUUUUCAGAUUUGGCAAUUUGGGCAAUGGUUCGAUGUGGUGGUGGAUGACCUGCUACCCACAAAGAAUGGCAAGUUAUUGUUCGUCCACUCAGCUGAGCGCAAUGAGUACUGGAGUGCCUUACUGGAGAAGGCCUAUGCCAAGCUGAGCGGAUCCUAUGAAGCCCUGUCAGGGGGCAACACGAUGGAGGGGUUUGAGGACUUCACAGGAGGUGUGACUGAGAGCAUCCAGCUCACAAACCCGCCUCAGAACAUGAUGAGGAUACUCAGGAAGGCAUUGGAGCGGUGGUCCCUCCUGGGCUGCUCCAUUGAGGUAUUCAGCAGCAGUGAGUUGGAGACCUUAACCGCGAACAAGCUGGUGAAGGGUCACGCUUACUCAGUGACGAGCAUAAAGGAUAUUUCCUACAAAGGCAAGAUAAAAACCCUGAUUCAAGUGCGGAACCCCUGGGGGCGCAUCGAGUGGACCGGAGCCUGGAGUGACAAUUCUAGGCAUUGGGAAGAGGUGGACGCCAACGUCCGGCGGCAUCUGCUGCGCAACAAAGAGGACGGCGAGUUCUGGAUGUCCUACAAAGACUUCCUGCGCAACUUCACGCUCCUGGAGAUCUGCCACCUGAUGCCCGACCCGCAGGGCGGGGUGCCGCAGAGCCCCUGGCACAUCACCUUCUUCGAGGGCAGCUGGCGGCGGGGCAGCACGGCGGGCGGCUGCCGGAACCACCUAGACACCUUCUGGACCAACCCGCAGUUUAAGAUCAGGCUCCCGGAGAAGGACGACGACCCCGACGACGUGGAGGGCAUGUGCACCUGCCUCGUGGCCCUCAUGCAGAAGAACUGGCGCAAGGGGAAGAUGAAGACUCCGCAGCGGCACACCAUCGGCUUCGUCAUGUACUCGGUCCCAAAGGAGUUCCAGAACAUGAAGAACAUCCACCUGAAGAAGGAAUUCUUCACCAAGUACCGGGACCAGGGCUUCUCCGAGAACUACACCAACUCCCGAGAGGUGAGCAGCCACAUGCGGCUGCCGCCCGGCGAGUACCUCAUCAUCCCCUCCACCUUCGAGCCGCACAAAGACGCCGACUUCCUGCUCCGGGUCUUCACGGAGAAGUACAGCGAGUCCUGCGAACUGGAUGAAACUGACUAUGCCGAGCUACUCCAUGAGGAGGUCUUCCGUGUGGAGGAAGUGGAUCAGAACUUCCUGACUCUGUUCGACUUGGUGGCAGGAGAGGACAAGGAGAUAGACGUGUUUGAGCUUCAGAGGCUGCUCAACAAGGUGCUCUCGAGCGAAAAAUACUUCCGGACCAAAGGCUUCGGCCUGGACGUGUGUCGCUGCAUGGUUAACCUCAUGGACAAAGACGGCUCUGGCAAGCUGGGGGUUUCGGAAUUCCAGGUCCUGUGGAGAAAAAUCGAGAAGUGGAUGGGCAUCUACCAAGACUCAGAUGAAGACAACUCAGGCACCUUGAAUUCCUAUGAGAUGCGCCUGGCAAUGGAGAAAGCAGGCAUCAAGGUGAGUAACAAGGUGACACAGGUGCUGGUGGCCAGGUACGCCGAUGAUAAGAUGGUCCUGAACUUCGAUAGCUUCGUCUGCUGCUUCCUGCGGCUGAAGGCCAUGUUCAAGUACUUUCUCACCAUGGAUCCCAAGAAAACGGGCUACAUAAGCUUGACCCUGAAUCAGUGGCUGCAUAUCACCAUGUGGGGGUAG